AUGUCAAACAAUCUCAUGACUUCCCCAUUAACUUCCACAAGGUGGGACGAAGGUGACAUGUCACUACCUGAAAACUACUCACCAAGACCAUCUUCAGUCGGCGCGUGUUCGGCGAGAAGCAAUAACAGCGUCGUAACACAGCCAACUUACGUGGCAAAUAUGCCGGCAUUGAGGUCAGGUGGGUCGACGCCGGAAGUUCAGAAACGAAUAGAGAAUGCUUCGCCGGAGACGGCCAGGUACGUUGCGUUGAGGAUGUAUAAGAGCCUGAAGAGGCACGGGCUGAGAGAUGAGGUUGGGAGGGCGUUUGAGACGACAGAGGUGGAAGAGGUGAAGGAUGGUGGCGGUGAAGUGAAUGGGGUGAGGAAGAAGAGUGAGGAGCUCAUGGGGAUGGAGUACCUUUUGAAGGAUGGUUUUGUUAGUUAUUUGCGUGACGUGGCAAGAAUCACUCCUCCUAUUCCUCAACAGGUUGUUCGAUUUUCUGGCAUAAAGUACUCGAAGAAGUUUGAGAAUCCAAGCAACAAAUAUGAAACUUUUGGAAAUAAAUUGGUGGGAUGCUUUGUUGGUCCCUUCAGGACCCUUUUUCAGAGAAAUGAUUCAACUUGGGUGCAUAUUUUGAAGGGAGUGGAUGGAUAUGUCAUGCCUGGGUCUAUGACCCUUCUACUUGGCCCUCCAGGAUGCGGAAAAAGCACUCUCUUAGAAAUUCUAGCAGGAAGAGUAGAAGAAACUAAGAACUCAGACUUGCAAGGUGUGGUGAUGUACAAUGAUAAAUUCGCCACCGAAAUACGUCUCAGUAGGCUCAUUGCUUUCAUCAGUGGCCAACUUGACAAACACAUUCCAUUUUUAUCAGUUCGAGAGACGCUUGAAUUUGCAAGGGACUGCACUCAGGGGCUUCGGCCAGAGAACUUCACUCCUCAAAUGAGAAAGUUCUUUGCCCAUGCACUGGUGGAGGGACAAGAUCCAUUUCUAGAGUAUGUCUUAGAAAUCCUAAGCUUAAAGAAUAUUGAACACAAACUUUCUGGAGAAGCAAUUUCUGACGUAGACCGACAGAAGCUCACAACAGCUGAGUUAGCACUGGGAACAUAUUCAGUCAUGCUUUAUGAUCAACCAUUUACCGGGUCCGAUCUUGCAGCUACGUACGACUUAGUGGACACUAUAAGGACCAUUAGCAGGAUUCAGCAAUCUUCUGCGAUCAUGUCCCUAACCCAACUUUCACAGGAAGUGUUUGAUCUUUUUGAUCGGAUUAUACUUCUCGGUGAUGGUCACGUUUUGUUCCAAGGCACUCGUCAAGAUGCAAUUCCUUACUUCAUCAAGCUCGGGUAUAAGAAACCAUCGCAUGUGGAGUCCGCUGAGUUUCUCGAAGAUAUCGUAGCUGGAUAUGGUUCCCAAUAUAUGGGAUCAGAAGCAAUUCCUUUGACCAUUGAAGAACUUGUAGAAUGCUACAGGGCUUCAGAUCAUUACAGAGAUAUUAUGAGGAUUGUUGACGGAGAUGAUGUGAAACACACGUAUUGGGUAGAAAGUGAGCCCGGGCUUGGCCUAUCCCUUAAAACGCCAUCCAUAUACCAUUAUUCAGUUGAUUCACAGCCAAGAAAAGAGACAGAAUUGGUGGUUGCUAAGCUCUCUACCAAAGUAGGGCAUUCAGGGGGAAUUGAGAGCACAGGAAGAGUUCAGAUUGGAGAUGUGGUCACAGCAAUAUCCAUGAACAACGAAGAAAUGCAAUACCUAGCUGUGGGCUCACAAAAAAUCCAGCGCAAGCGUGCCUCACAUGCAUACUCUGUGUUAAAGAAGGAACGAGGCCCCAUCCAUCUCCAAGUUGAGCGCUACAAGGAAGAGGAGGAGGAGUAUGAAGCUCAAUGGGAGCAAUUCCAAAGGCCCUUUGUUCAGACGUGGUGGAAGUCUACUAAAACUCUAAUAAAGAGGCAAGUCAAGAUCACUAAAAGGCUCCAAACUUUGCUGAAGUUAAGGUUAUUCCAGGCAAUUGUACUCGGUGUGUUUGCAGGGACUCUAUUCCACAAACUAGGAGAUCAAUAUACACAACAGCAAAUGAAUUCAGUGAGGGCCCUGGGGUUCGUGUCUACCAUGAGCAUAAUGCUCAUAAAUCUAGUGCAGCUUCCUCUAUACAUGCUCCAAAGACCAAUCUUUUACAAGCAUAGGGCUCAGAGAUUCUUCAGAGCUUCUUCGUACAUAGUUGCUCAUUGCAUAGUCAAUCUCCCACAAACCCUUUUAGAAGCACUGGCUUAUACUCUCUGCGUUUAUUUUUUGGCGGGUCUAUCAUUGGCAGGAGAUUGGGCACCAUUCUUUGAGUACCUGCUUCUGUUAUUCUUGGUUGCAUACUUUGGUUCUUCUGUCUUUUUCUUUAUUAGCGCCAUCUCUUCCAUUCCAGAAGUGGGAAAUGCUUUAGCAGGUCUACUAGUUUCGAUCUUCCUACUCUUCAGUGGCUUUGUGAUCUACCCAUCCAAUAUCCCAACAUACUGGAAAUGGCUCACUUAUGUGAACCCAAUUCACUGGGCUAAUGUCUCAUUCUGCCGGUUCCAGUUUGAGGGUUACACUGAGCCCUGCUCCAACUUCCUUGGCAAGCUUCCUUUCUGUGACCAGUACCCAACAAUGACGGUUGGAAAAGCCUAUCUCAUCUUCUAUGAGCUUUCUGAAGACGGCAAGAGACGAUGGCUGCCUUUCGUCAUUAUCUUGGGGUGGACAGUAGCUGCCAACUUGUUAGCAUUAUUGGCACUGAAGAAAAUAGAGUUCACAGCAACCAGCCAGUCGUUGCCUCAUCUCAAAAAAUGCCCAGUAAUAAGCAACUUUAAAGAAGAUAUGGAGAGUGGAUUUGAGUCUGACAGAAGUCCCAAUGGACAUUCUAAUGAUUACAGCAGUGCUUCCACAUAUAGUAGGCCGCAAAGUUUACUUUCCGCUUAUGGCAAAAUGAACCACAAUGAGGGAGUUGAGAAAUGGAUUGAAGAAUUCCGAAUUGAUUUUGAGAGGAAUCAGCUAGGAAUUCCAGUUGAACCAGUAACCCUCCUGUUCAAGGAUUUGUCAUUCACAAGGGCAAACACAGUGCACGAGGCUCCCGCCAUUGCGGGGUCUAGGGAGGGUCAGAUGUACGCGACCUUACCUCCGUAUGGGGAGGCUGUUUCCGGUUUUGAACAUGUGACCUCCAGGUCACAAUGGAGCAACCUUACCAUUGCGCCAAGGUAUGAUGAGGAAACUAAAGAAAGUACAUCAAUCUUCAACAACAUCACUGGCUAUGCUAGACCACAAAACAUGCUAGCCAUAUUAGGUGGUUCCAGAACAAGCAAGCCCAUACUGCUCAAGUGCCUGGCUGGAAGGGUACCUUUAACUGGCAACCUCACUGGAAACAUUCAGGCAAAUGAUGUAAAACCUGGAGCUACCUUCUUUAGACUAACAGGCUAUGUUGAGAAGCUUGAUGCCCACCAACCUUAUCUCUCUGUACGUGAAUCCCUUCAAUUCAGUGCAGCACUUCGUCUUGACCAAGCAAUCAACACCAAGGGCCGUCGCAUUCACGUUGAGCUGGUCCUUAACCAACUCGGUCUAAUGCCCUACUCCAACCAACUAGUUGGUUCCCUUCGUGAUACCACUGGAAAGACUUUCGAAAUAGCCAAGAAGAUGACAAUAGCAGUAGAGCUCGCUGCUAACCCGAGUCUUCUCUUUCUUGAAGAACCAAUAUCUGGCCUCGACACAACAGGAACACUGAACAUCCUCAAAAUUCUCUUUCAAAUUUCAGAGUCAGAUCGUGUCAUUAUUGCUACUCUUACACACCCCAAUGCUCGUUCUCUGUCCUUCUUUGACCAGGCUCUCAUUCUAACACAAGAAGGGGACCAAGCAUACUUUGGUCCAAUAGGAUCUAACUGCAAAGAUUUGCUAGAUUAUUUUGCAUCAAUUCCAAAGGCCCCUCAAUAUUUCAUUAGAGAAAGUCCAGUUAGCUUUGUCAUGGGGGCUCUUGGCCUAGGCAUAAAAAAUAGGGGUACUCCUUCAUUGAACUUUGCAGAGAUCUUUAAAGUGAGUUGCUUGCAUGAGAUCAACCAAAAAGAGAUGAGAAAUUUAAAGAAGUUGACCAAGAAUGGAACAACAGAGCGCCUAUCUUCUACUUACUCAGCUCCAUAUUCACACCAAGCAAUUUUGGUAUUGCUAAGAACACAAAGGUUCUUAUGGAGAAAUGUGCAAUAUACAUAUGGUAGACUUACAGGGUGCAUCAUGAUUGGUCUGCUGAUGGGUUCCCUUUACUUUCAAAUCGACUACAAAGAUACAUACAGCUUGACUUCACGUUCACUUUACAUAUACAUGCAAGUUAUACUCAUUGGGGUUAUCUCAGCAAACAAUGUCAUCCCCCAAAUUGGCACAGACAGGCUGGUAUACUUCAGAGAGAAAAGGGCUGGAAUGUAUCUUCCAAUAUUUUAUCCAGUCUCAUGGGCAGUGGGUGAGAUUCCAUAUUUUUUAAUCGCAACGCUUGCAGUAGUAGGAAUUGGGAAUAGCAUGGCAGGAAUUGGGACAGGUUCAACUACAGAAUUCCUACUGUAUUGGCUAGUGCUCUUCAUGUUCACAUUGUGUGUUACAUAUUUCGGGAUGAUGGUCACUUUCCUAGCACCAGUGCCUACACUCGCUGCAUUUGUUGUGUCAAUUGUCACCUCAUUGUGGGUGUCAGCUUCUGGAGUAGUUGUUGUGCUAUCCGACAUAAAGUUCUACAGGUGGAUGUAUUGGAGCAACCCAUUCCAAUAUGCAGUGAACGCAUUGACCUCAAUCAGUUUUUAUUGUGAUACAAAGAAUUGCAGAUCAGACUGCAGCUGCCCACGGCUUCCAGAUGGCUCAUAUGUGUGGGAUAGACUGGCAAGAUUGAGAGCUUUAAACCACAAGAGAGUAGAUACAGCCAUACUCACCUUGUCUGCAAUGUGUGUGUUGUUUGCCUGUCUUGCCUUUAUCUUCUUUAUUGUGCUGAAGCACAACUCACGCCCUCGUUUAUAG
Cornus florida is the source of this 4971-nucleotide messenger RNA. RefSeq names its product ABC transporter G family member 39-like. Gene Ontology annotation, cellular component: membrane. The coding region runs from base 1 to 4971 and encodes 1656 amino acids. Lineage: Eukaryota; Viridiplantae; Streptophyta; Magnoliopsida; Cornales; Cornaceae. The transcript has 12 exons. Gene Ontology annotation, molecular function: ATP hydrolysis activity; ATP binding; ABC-type transporter activity. The record is from RefSeq and is a predicted model, not a curated record.